Molecule: messenger RNA, 411 nt
Organism: Striga asiatica
Lineage: Eukaryota; Viridiplantae; Streptophyta; Magnoliopsida; Lamiales; Orobanchaceae
Source: the annotation of a GenBank genome assembly
AUGGGACCAUUAUUGGCAGUGAACUUAGUUGUGUACAUAAUACUCGUCGGCCUCGCUGCUUGGUCCCUCGACAAAUACAUCGACGGCCACCAAAAUCAUCCCCAUCUAGGCGGGAAUCCUUCUACAAUUUUCCUAAUCAUAUAUGCAUUGGUUGCGGGAGCAAUAGGCUUGUGCUCAGUGUUACUAGGGUUUGCUCAUCUUCGCGCAUGGGAUAACGUGACCCUUGCCAGUGCUACCGCAUCAACAUUUAUGACGUGGGCCCUAACCGUGCUUGCUUUCGGGUUUGUCUGCAAGCAGAUAAUAAUGGGAGGGCAUAGGGGUAAACGCUUGCAAACACUAGAAGCAUUUAUCGCGAUAUCAGUAGUGAGCCAGUUUCUCUACCUACUGCUUCUACAUGCCGGAAUACUUUAG